Pongo pygmaeus (Bornean orangutan) is the source of this 4379-nucleotide messenger RNA. RefSeq lists its product as uncharacterized. Lineage: Eukaryota; Metazoa; Chordata; Mammalia; Primates; Hominidae. Bases 19 to 501 code for a protein of 160 amino acids. The transcript is spliced from 5 exons. The record is from RefSeq and is a predicted model, not a curated record.
GCAGCAGCAAGCUUGGAUAUGCAGCCAGCCCCUUCUUCUGCCCUUGUGCAAAGGAACCGCUUGCGGCUCAGGGCGCCUUGGGUCCGUGGCGCCACCUGCUGUUCCCGCGGCGCCAGCGCAGCCUGCGAGGCCGUCCCAGCUCUUUCCAUCCGAGCGCGAGGGAGACUCCGGGGCCACCCACCCGCAGCACGCAGAGCUUCUGGGAGCCGGUGGCAAGGCCGAAAUGGGAUGCAAACCAAAUGCACGUGGGUGACUGGCAGAAAAAGCCUCCCACAAAUGGGAGGGAUUUCGGAAGGAACCGAAAGAAAGUUGGAAACCAAGUUACAGCUGAAGCCGGGGCCUUCUCCUACCCGACUCUCAUGGCCCAUUAAAACCUACGUGAGCUUAUCUGACACCUUCAAGCCCUGUUUGGUGGCCCCAUCUCCUCUUCAGAUGGCAAUGUGCCUAGCUACACUACAUUUCCCGCCUCCCUUGCAGCUAGAGGUGGCCAAUGAGAUAUAAACAGAUGCUGUCAGACAUGAUGUCUAGAUCCCUAGCAGUCAUCCCAGACCAUGAGAUAACUUUGAGAAGGAACACCAUGUACAAAGGACUGUGCAGAAGAGGGUUGGCAGGAGCCUGGAUCUCUGAUGACUUCACCCUUGACUGCCCACCUCACCAGGCUGUACAAGCCACUGUUACUGGCAGAUGAAUGCAAGUUCUAAAACAUACAACCACUGACCUACUGAAUUUUCCAAGGAGCACAUUUCCACUGGAGACAUUUGGUGCCUGCAGAAAAUACUUACUGAGGAAUUUCUAUGGGACCAGCCUGAAGUAGAAGCCACUGAAGAGAGGCCCUGAAGCAGCUUUUCUUCCUUAUCCCAGAGACCAACAUGGUUACCCCAGCCCAGAGUCACCCUCCUUCCUCUAAGCUGUCAAAACCCUGGCUGCCUUUACAAUGAUUCUGACAAUGAAUCCCACCCUGCUGGUGAUGUCUAUUGCUUUACUGUUGAACUUUUUAAGGGUUAACAUUCCUUUUUAUUUUUCUUUUUAAAUUGAUUAAUAAUAGUUGUACCAAUUUGGAUGGUACCUGUAAUAUUUUGAUACCUACAUACAAUGUGUGAUGAACAAAUUGGGGUAAUUGGGCUAGCCAUCACCUCAAACAUUUAUGUAGGGCUGAAAUCCCUGAAGGACAGGAUCGUGUCUUACAAAUUGUGUGUUCUAAUCUGCAUUUACAUUUCAGAAAUUCUGGACUAGGUAGCAAACCAACAGAAACUCUUGCUAUGAAGAUCUGGAGGUUUCCUGGAGGAAGUGGUGAAUAGGGCCUUGCGACUGAUGUUAAAAGCCCUGGGACACAAUAGGGAGACUCCUGAACUAGGAAGAGGUCAAAAGCUCUGGUAGCAGCCCCCACAAAUUAAGAAACCUACUCAGAGUAAAAGAAACAGGCCAUGGUGGGUGGCCGGGGAGCAAGGAAUAUUUUUGAGUAACCCCAGAUGGUGGCAAUCAUUUAAUGCCCUCCAUCCCUCUCAGUGUAUAUUAGGUUAUGUUUUUUUUUUAGAAAAUGGAGGAAGGGUUUUACUAUGUUGCCUAGGCCAGUCUCAAACUCCUAGGCUCAAGCAAUUCACCUGCAUUGGCCUCCUAAAUUGCUGGGAUUACAGGCAUGAGCCACUGUGCCUGGCCCAAGAAGUCUGAGCCAGACGUUGCUGUAUAGGUCAGAACUCUGUGGGCUAUGAAUGUAAGAUAUUCACAAGUCACAUCUAUUCCAUUCAUUGGCAAACACUUACCUGAAACCAUACAGCAAAAGAGAUUCUGGAAAAUGUCCCUUCCAGCCUUAGAAGAAAGUGAUGGUGGUGCCCAGUUGACCCCAAGCAAGCCAGCCCAGGAAUGCAGACAUUUUGGACUGCUCAUCUUUUACUACUUUGUGUGGCCUUUCACAGAAGAAUUGCACAAGAACUUGACUCUUGAUUCCAAGGAUUCUGGAAGAAUGCCAACCAAACUGAAGCCUACAAGCCUAACCAUGUUUUGAAAAGGCUGGAUGUGACAUGGUGAAUCCUCCUUAGAUGUGUUAACUAGAGUUAGGGUGCCAGUGACAUGCAAGGGGUUGGGCAUUUGAUUAAGUAGAGGAGGCAUGAGUGAAAGCAGCACACCUCCACCCUGCUCGAUGGCCAUCAUCACCUAGUCAGGCUGUGAGCCUCCAUGGAGUGGGUAGCUGAGAACCCACAACCCUCAAUAUAUCUUCUUUCUGGCCCUGUUAACAUGGACCAGCCUCCGUGAGGUGAUGGUCGAUAUCCAGCUAAGUAUGGCCCUCUUAAUAGUAAUGUGGGUGGCUUUAUUCAUAUUGGCUUCAUGAUAAAUGGUAUCACUGAGCUGACUUCUCUAUGUUUUAGAUACAACAAAAAUAAAAGACAAAAAAAAAAAAAGAAAAAAAGCACAAUGACACAGGCAGUCUUGCUGCCAGACACAUCUGCAAUCAGAAAGCUUGGAAAAUUAGACUUGGAAAUGGCUUGAAAGAACCUUUAAACUUUUUCUGAAGAGCAAGUACAGGUUUGUCUCUGGGGUCAGUUCUAAUUCUUUGACCAGCUAAUUUUAAGUGGCUGUAUCUUGAAAAAAGUGACAGUGACAUUUUGGUACUCCAGCUGAACUUUUAGAUUAGUCACUGAUACAACUGCAACUUUUGGCCUAUUUGAAGGAUUUUAAGGGCAGGAUAAAAUAACAAAACCCAACAGUCUUAGCCUGAGUUUCCCAGAAAUCAGAGCCUGAGACAAAGCCUUGCCUUUUAAGAUUAUCUGGGAAUGUGAUCUUAGGUAGCAAGAGUACAGGGUAGGGGAGUGAUCAGGGAAGGAGGGAAAGCUAAUGCAACAUGGAUUAUUAUGUUGUCUACUACUAUGGACAAUUGUUCAUGUGGACUGCACUGUGGACUACCAUAUGGACUACCACUAUCACUAUGGAUACAAGUCCUGCUUGGAAUUUUUGGGGAGAUUUAUGGAAAGUACCAGAGAACUGUUUGUCCAAAGGACCAAAGAGGGAAACAUUUAUCCAUUGGCUCCAGGUCCCCAUUGGUCAAGGAUGACUUGGUUGCAUUUCUAAGUAAUGUAUGCUGAGCACAGAGCAGAUUCAAAUGGUUGCCCUGAGCAGCAGAUACCUCUGGGCAGGAAAUGAGAGGUACUCAGUGCAGACCUAGAGUGAGACCCAUGAUCUGAUUGCACCAGCAUAGAGAUGGUCACAACCUAGGUGGAAGCAGUUUCUUCAGUUGUAACUGGAGAUAGAGGUGGGAUUGAGAGGAUUUUAAAGAGGGGCCCAGGAGGUAUCUAAAGCACCAAACAAUAAGUAUACAUUAACUAUGUUCUGGGUGUUGGGCACAGGCAUGGGAGGUAGAGCAGUGACAUGAUAAAGCCUUUACUCUUCCCCAAAUAUCUAUACUUUCUCUAAUAUAAAAACAUCUUAAGCAUAUGAAAAAUAUCACAUUUAUUAUAAAAUGUAAACUGCAAUGACCUCUGAGAGAGUUAUACGUUGAAAUUUAAAUUCACAUUGAGAUAUAAAUGUUAGAUACAGGUAUUUUACCCCAAAUAAGGCUUUACUAGGGGAAAGAGGAAGUGCACAAGAAUUCUGGGGGUCUGAUGUAGUUGUGAAUCAAAAUUUCCAAUCCUUAUAUAUAUUUUUAUUAUCAGCCUUGCUUUGCCUAGUGCCUAUAAUCGUGUGAGAACUUGCCCUGUAGCCCCCCAUGAGUGGCCCUUUUCCCUAGUCAUCCUUCCUUGGCUUUAGCCAUGAGGAGCCUGAUGUGAGGAGAGAACUCAGCAAAUAUUUAAGUAAAUAUUUAUGGAAUGACAUGAAUGAAUACAAAGUUAUAAAUAGAACAUUAUCUUAUUCUACUCCUGGACUAGAUGUACGACCAAACAAACUAGAAUAGAUUUUGCAUAGAUUAAAUUUCACCUUUCUGACCUCCCCAAGCAAGUGCUUCUCUGUUUUUUUCCAGACCACCAUGUAUAUUCAGUAGCUGUAGCCCUUAUUUUCUGUUUCAGUUAUUCAAAGCUUGCUGGAGUAUGAGCUCCUGAAGGGCAGGGGCCAUUUCUUAUUAAUCUUUCUAUUGUCAGUACUGAGCAAAGUCUAUGGUGCCUCGAAAUGUUUAAUUAAUGAGAAUCUGAAUCCAGACUAUAACAUGACAACCUCAAUAGUGCAAUUAAAAUGAAGAAUCUGUGGAAUAAAAUGACUAAAAAGCAUACCUUUGGAAUACAUCUCCCAGCUGAGAGACUAUAGGCAAGUCACUGAAUUUCUGUGUCUCAGUUUCUCCAAGUGAAAAAUGAGAGACCAAUCAGGGUUAGAGGAUAUAUGAUGUGCAUACUGUCACUCUGUUUUCUGUGUCUUGGUUGACAUUUCUAAUAAAUCAUGACUUUUUUUCACACUGA